Messenger RNA from Dicentrarchus labrax (European seabass), 5901 nucleotides. RefSeq names its product voltage-dependent calcium channel gamma-4 subunit-like. Gene Ontology annotation, cellular component: postsynaptic density membrane; AMPA glutamate receptor complex. The transcript has 6 exons. Gene Ontology annotation, molecular function: voltage-gated calcium channel activity; channel regulator activity. Gene Ontology annotation, biological process: calcium ion transport; neurotransmitter receptor internalization; postsynaptic neurotransmitter receptor diffusion trapping. Bases 613 to 1983 code for a protein of 456 amino acids. The record is from RefSeq and is a predicted model, not a curated record. NCBI's taxonomy places the organism in Eukaryota, Metazoa, Chordata, Actinopteri, Moronidae.
UUACAACUGAUCAACAUAUUCAUCAAUCUGAUCGCCAAUAUCCCACGGCUGCAUUUCAGGCAUUAACGACGUGGCAGCGUAUGAAUCGGACCCGUGUACGCAUGCUUAGGGCUGGAGAGGAGCGCGGCACAUGCACAUGUACACAUUGUCCUCUCCAAACAACCAUCUGGGAACGGCUGCGCACCGCUUUGCAUUUGCUUAUUUAAAAUAGUUUAAAAACUGCUUUUAUCAAGCAAAGCUGCUCAUUGUAGCUCAGAGUGAAGAAGACGUGCGUGUGAAGACGUUUUAUAAGUAGCUAAGAUGACUGCCAUGACAAUUCAAUGAGAGGAGCGGACGCCAAGUGAAGCAUCCCCCGCUCACUGAAAAGGAAAGAAGGAGCGCUCAAGGUAAAGAGAGGACAGGGAGAAGAAGAAGAAGAAGAGGAGGAGGAGGACGCAGAAGAAGAGGAAGAAAGAAGGGAUAAGAAGAGAGGGAGAGGCAGAGGAGCGAGGGAAGGAGAAGAGGAGAGAAAGUGAAGGAUAAACGGUGGAUGGAGGCGGCUCGGACCGGGGCUACGGAGCGCUCUUCACCGACGAAGAAGAAGAACAGCAGCAGCAGCAGGGGGGAGAGGAGAUGGAGGCAAAAGGCAGAAACAUGCCCCCAGAUAUUAGUUUCCUUCCCCGCCCAGCGAUGGUGUGGUGUGAGCGGGGCAUCCAGGUGCUGCUGACUACUGUGGGAGCAUUCGCGGCCUUCGCCCUGAUGACGGUGGCUAUCGGUACAGACUACUGGCUGUACGCCCGCGCCUUCAUCUGCAACAGCACAGCCAACUCCUCCCAGGAGGACUCCAACAAUAAAGAUAAGAAAGACCCUGGGGCACUCACCCACUCCGGCCUCUGGAGGAUCUGCUGCCUGGAAGGCUUGAAGCGAGGUGUGUGUUCCCAGAUCAACCAUUUCCCAGACGACGCAGACUACGACCAAGAUGCUGCAGAGUAUCUGCUGCGUGUGGUGCGAGCCUCCAGCAUCUUCCCCAUCCUCAGCGCCAUACUGCUCCUGCUGGGUGGAGUCUGUGUCGCUUCCAGCGGCUUCUACAAGAGCAAAAGAAACAUAAUUCUCGGAGGAGGGAUUCUCUUUGUAGCUGCAGGCCUCAGCAACAUUAUUGGAGUGAUCGUGUACAUCUCAGCAGCACUGAGCGACAUCUCCCCCAAGAAAGAUGAGGACAAGAAGUGGCACUAUUCCUACGGCUGGUCCUUCUACUUUGGCGGCCUGUCCUUCAUCCUGGCCGAGAUGGUGGGUGUCCUCGCUGUUAACAUCUACAUCGAGAAGAACAAGGAGCUGCGCUGCCGCUCUCGCACCGACCUCUUCAAGAGCACCACGCACGCCAUGCUGCGACUGCCCAGCUACCGUUUCAGACGGCGCUCUCGUUCCAGCUCACGCUCCACCGACCCGCCGCACUCGCAGGAGACCUCGCCCAUUGGUGCCUCCAAGACCUUCAGCCUGCCACCCUCUGCCCCACCCUUCUCUGUGGCCACCCUGCCCAACCCACACCACACCAGCAGCGGUGGAAGUGGAGGAGGCGGCGACAUCUCCAUGUACACCCUAUCAAGGGACUCCAAGCUGGGCAGCCUGGGAGGCGGUGCCCCACCUCUCUACGGCACGGUGGACCGCGCCACGCUGUACCAGCUGCACAACUACUUCCCAAAAGAUUCCAGCAGCAGUGGCGGAGGAGGAGGAGCAGUGAUAAGCAGCGGUACACUCCCAUCUCACUCCAAGUCCAACUUGGCAGCAGCAGCGGCUGUAGCCCAGAAUUCAGCACCGCUGAAUACAUCCACAUCAGCCACCACACCAGCCCAGCCAGCUCCAAUAUCUACAGCCACCAUGGAGCGAGACAGGGACAGGGACAGGGACAGGGAUAGGGGCAAUGUGGGAACCCUGGACCGACUGACGGCCAAGAGGGACAGGGAUAGCAACUCAGAUACACUUAAUAGGAAAACUACACCAGUUUAAAAUUAAACCUCAGAGAGUAGCGAGAGAUGAUAAAGAGAGAGUGUUGAAACAAAAGACAGGUCGAAUUGAAUUUAGAGAGACGUUAGAGAUGUCUGAGUUGAAAGAGAGGAAGAGUAGGGCUGAAAAUGUGUUGGUGACACUUCAAUGGUAAUGUUUCUGUCCUUGAGCCUGGGGUAUCUAGCUGCCAUAAUUACUUACCAAUAUCAUAAACAGUCAUAAAACACCUGAUAUUAUGUGCAAAUUCAUGACAACUGCCUUAAAAUGGUCAUGACUUUAGCUUCAAAACCUUGUUUGUAAGUUGAUUAUACAGCAAUGGUGCAGUGGAGGCUUCAGCACAAGCAAUUAUUUUUUUUCUUUUUAUUUCAGCAUCACUCCAUUUCACACUGUUGACCCGAAUCCUACACAUACAACUGGGAGCUUCCCAGUUAAACCAGCCUCCCGGUGCAGUAGUUGGGGGUUAAGUGCCUUGCUGAGGGAGAGGGGAGCUCAGUAGUUAUUUACUCUCCCCUUCCACAUUUUGUCAGCUGCUAUGGGAAUUUAAACUGAAACUUUAACAAGAAGAACCGACUAAGCUUUGAUUUUGUGAUUUGUAAGUCACAAGACCUUUCACUUAAAACUCAACUGGUUUAAAAGUGAAAGUUUUUACACAUCUCGGCAUCCAGUUUGAACUUGAACUUGAGGCGUCUUUUUACCUGCAAACCACCAAACCAAUGCUUUCUGGUCUUUAAAAACAUUAUAAAUAAGUGACCAGAUGGUGUAAGCCACAGUUCUGUUCACAUUUCUGUUUUAAAAAGGACAGAGAGCCACAGACGGGUACAUUCAGCCAAGUAACAAGCUGCUCAGUGACGAGUUGACUGUCAAUUCAUGGUCAACAGUAGCUACUUAACCUCUGGUCCUAAGAGAGUGACCUCAGCCAUAUCUAACCUACUGACACACACACAAACACACACACACAUACGCACAAGAAGAGGCUGACACACUGUGAGCCUAUUUAUUUUUCAUUGUGUGUCAAAGGUAAUUACAGUGACAGAUGGGCAUUCUCCACAGUCCUAGAGAACAGCAUAGCCAUACACUUAAAGCUUCACGCCUCCUUUCCACCACUGCCAGUUGUCACAAUUUGGUUAAUCACUGCAACAAAUGUCCAUCUGACCAAGUAACUUCAUCUGACUUUAAAUUUCUAGAGUUGAUGUUCAAAUGUGUGAAAUAUUUUCGGAAUUGUGGCUAAAUGGACGUAGACUGCUUCUUGUUUAAGGAAAAUGUCAUUGGUUUAUAGCCAGUUUGCAAAGUUUGACGCAAACUCUAUAAUGUCUCCCACAUUAUACUACGGCCAUCCAUCCAUCGCCACAACCCCAAAAAAUAAUUUUGAAGCUCGUAAACUGCAUCUCUAUUUGUAAGCAGGUAAAAAUGACAAUAGUUGAGGUUUCUAGGAAAAAAUGAUUCAGAAAUGUCAGUAGCUGGCCAAGUAAUUCUUUAAUUAUUGGUAUUGAUCAUCAGCACUUAAAACAGCUUGCUCAUAAAUUAUGCUCAUUUUGUGUCAUCAGAUGUUAGAAAUGUUGCUAAAUGCACCUUCAAAGUCGAUGAAAAGGACUUGUGAAGAUGGACCUUUAUGCACUAUGUGAUGUUUAAUUGCCAAAAUUGAUCCCAGGUUUUGUAUGACUGUUUACGAUGAUAAUUCGAUACCGAAGGCUACAAGGCAGCAUCCAUUGAGUGCUCCUGCAAAGGGCUGCAACCACAGGCAAAGGGGUGGGGGUCAAUUCAGUUUACACUCAGGGGGUGGUGUUUUAGUUAGAACUUAGAUCAAAAGCUAAAAAAUUAAAAUCAUGUGUUACUCCAAUAUAAGAUAUGAACCAUCCUCACUUAUUCUAUAACACAAAAUUGAAGCACAUUAUUUGGUAUCAAAGAAGUUCGUUGAACAAUUAAUCUUAACGGAAUUUCUAAAGAACCAAUCAGAUUUUGAGCGCAGUAUAUCUUUGAGGGUGUUUUUGAAAUGUCGUUGGAGAUAAACUUAAGUGAGGAAAAUUUUCAAAACGCAUGUACUGCAUACAAUUUUAGACUGAAACCUUUCACAUUUCCUAAAUCUGACUAUUAGACUGAUACACUGAAGUCUGAAUGCAUUUCUGGAUCGGCUGCAUUUGCAAAUGAAUCCAAGCCAACCCUGGUUGACGACAAGUUGGAGGAGGGGGGAAGAGAAAAGAGCACAACAGCUAGCUUCAGUCCCCCUUCCCUCCGUCUCUCUUUUAGCUAUAACUAUAUAAUAUUUCACAAACUAGAAUAAUAAAUGUAUUAUUGAGUAUAUUAUCGGUCCAUUCACUUCAAGAAAAGCACAUAAUGUCUGUAAAUGGUAAUCUUUGGGUUGUCUUUUCAUUCUGAGUGAUUGAUCAUCUCUAGGUUACAUGAGAUUGUAACUCCUUGAGUAUUAAUAUCAUGUUGCUGGUGUUUCUAUGAUCGUAAUGGUUAUUGCAGGGUAUUUAUACAUUUUGAAAUCUUUUCUUUUUGUAAUUUUUUUAUAUUCCUUUCAAGGGACAAGGAAUUUUCUUUCUCUUGCUUAUGUACACUAAAGUCAGUGGUGUCACGUGGAAAGCAUGUGCACAAACGUGAGAGGGUGAUAAUGUGUAAAUUCAUCUUUGGAUCAUUUUCAUUAUUUCACUCAUUUUAUUUAUACAGGGAGAGUUGACUGAGCGUGCAUGCUCUUUUUCAGUAACACCCUGCUUCAUCUUAACUCUCACAUUCACACUGGCACUUGCCCAGUAAGACCAGUCUGCGGCUGGUUACUGAGCAGCUUCCCUGGAACACUUGGGGGCCACGUGCCUUCCUUAAGGACACAAUGAUAGUUGCUAAAGAAAGCAAAAAUGUUAUUUCAUUUCCUCCAUCUUGGUUGUUCCACCCAGUCUAAAGACUUCUAGUCCAUUAUUUCUUUCAAAUAUCCCAUUCUUUUAUUUUUACUGUAAAUGUUAUUGUUGCACAUGCAGUUUUUCUUUUAUAUUUCCAUGUAAUUAUUACCUUACUACUUUUGUACUUUUUUCUUUAAUUUUAUGAUUUUUAAAAUGUUUUUCUUUUUCUUUAGUGUUAUUACUUGUAUUCGUAAUUGCAAUUUACUUUGUCUUUUUUCCUAGUUUUGACUAGUCUGACUUUUUAAUAUUCCUCCACUGUUGCUGUUCCAUCAUCAUUUGGUCUUUUUCCGUGCAGACAAUUGAUUUUUUUUACUUUAUAAACAUUACCAACGUAGCCUAAUAAUCAGUGUUUUUUAAUGUUCUGACUAGUGUAUAACUGUAGGCGAUAGAAUUUAUAUUAAUCUAUUUAUUUUCGUGGUGGUAUGUAUAGAUAUUCUUAAUGUUAUAUUGUUUCAGAGUUCCUACACCUGUAACUUUGGGCUAUUAAGGCUUCACGCCUGCCUGUGGCAUAUUGUGAGUAGCCUAAGUGCUGGGAUAAUGGGCUUAAUGUCUUCUGUGUUGGUGUUGUCAGUGGUUUUUACAUGGUAAACAACAAGUGCAACAAAAUACAUCAGCCUCAUGCUUCUGAGAAAUAUGUGAAUUGUUACAAAAUCACUAAUUGAACACCAACACAAAUCCUAAACAUUUUUUGUAAAGUGUUUGUGAGAACUUGGUCAAAAGUGGGCGUUCUGUUCCUUCAUUUUCUAUUCAUAUCCUGAUGUGAAAGCCAUUUUGAAGGCAUCGUAAGUCACCAGCUCCUUUUCCCAACACUAAGGCUACUGACACGAGUCAAACCUGAAACUCUUCAAAUGGAAAACUGGUAUAUUUCCACUCAGCAGACCGAUACAUGUAAAGAACAAUAAGGAAAAGGGGAAGCAAUACAAUAUACCGAUCCUCACUGGAAAAGACAAAAAAUAUAAGGUAUAUAUACAUAUAUAUACAUAUAUAAAUAUAUAGUUAUAUUCAAUAAAGUUCUAUAUGAAAAUGU